CUGACAUGAACCAAGUGGAUAUUACGGACACGGAACAAUUUUUAAAAAAACGACACACUUCAGUCUUUGUGUUAGCCACACCGACCCGUAGUAGAAUGAGUAUCCCUGACAGUGGGCUUUGGAGGCGGGGUAACCGGUGAUAUUGUCUUUGGAGUUGAACCUUGUUCAACAAACGCUCUGCCCAUUGCAUGCUCUCCAACAGCUACACCGCGAAGCCGUAAAGGGAAGGCUUGCUUUAUUUGACUUUCCCUUCUCAUUCGACGACAGCUUUCUAAGACUGCUAUGACGUCUCGCAGUGCUCCAUGCCUGAUACGGGGAAUUGAAGGGCCUGGUAGUUGUCAAAGGAAAUUCUUGGAAAGCCCUGCGUCACUCCUGCAGUCGUGUUCUGUGAGGAUAUAAAGAGAGAUGAGGAUGAUAUUUGUAACACGAGGACACCACAGAAAGGGCCUACUUCAGGUGGUUCCACCCCAACAUCACCGGCAUCGAGGCAGAGCAGCUCCUCUUGACCCGGGGGGUCCACGGCAGUUUCCUAGCCCGGCCAAGCAAGAGCAACCCGGGAGAUUUUACUCUCUCUAUCAGGCGGAACAAUGAGGUCACCCACAUUAAGAUCCAGAACUCAGGGGACUACUACGACCUGUAUGGAGGGGAGAAGUUUGCUACGCUAGCAGAGCUGGUGCAGUACUACACAGAGCAGCACGACCUCCUCAGAGAGAGGAACGGAGACGUCAUCGAGCUCAAGUACCCACUCAACUGUAAGGACCCAACCUCCGAGAGGUGGUACCACGGGCACCUCUCUGGGCGCGACGCUGAGAAGCUGCUCAUGGACAAGGGCAAGCCUGGCAGUUUCCUGGUACGGGAGAGCCAGAGCAAACCAGGUGACUUUGUGCUCUCUGUCCUCACCAACGAGGAGAAGCACGAGAACGUAGACCGCAAGACCAAGGUCACCCAUGUCAUGAUUCGCUACCAGCAGGAUGGGAAGUAUGACGUGGGUGGAGGAGAGAGGUUUGACACGCUGGCUGACCUGGUGGAUCACUACAAGAAGAACCCCAUGGUGGAGAAGAGUGGAAUUGUUGUUCACCUCAAACAGCCCUUCAAUGCCACCAGGAUAAAUGCAGCCAACAUUGAGAACAGGGUGAAGGAACUAAACAAAGUGGCAGACAACUCAGAGAAGCCCAAACAGGGAUUCUGGGAAGAGUUUGAGGUGCUACAGCAGCAGGAGUGUAAGCUCCUCUACCCUAGGAAAGAAGGGCAGAGAGCAGAGAACAAGAGUAAAAACAGAUACAAGAACAUCCUCCCUUUUGACACCACACGGGUGGAGAUCAGGGAAGCAGACACAGAUGUGCCUGGCUCCGACUACGUCAAUGCCAACUACAUCAGAAGUAUGCAUGAAGAGGGCCGCCACUUGGAGGAGGGCAAGGUGUUCAUCGCCACCCAGGGCUGCCUUCAGAACACGGUGGUGGACUUCUGGAAGAUGGUCUACCAGGAAAACACACAUGUCAUUGUCAUGACCACCAAGGAGAUGGAGAGAGGACGGAACAAGUGUGUGCGUUACUGGCCCGACCUCAACGCCACUAAGGAGUUUGGGAAAGUGAGUGUGAAGAACGUGGAGGAGUGUCCGGCUCAGGACUACAUCCUAAGGGAAUUGGAGGUGACGCGUUUGGACAGGAGGGAGCUGGUGCGGUAUAUCUGGCACUACCAGUAUCUGAGCUGGCCUGACCAUGGCGUGCCCAACGAGCCUGGGGGAGUGCUCAGCUUCCUGGAGCAGGUCAACCGCACGCAGAGCGCCAUUCCAGACACCGGGCCAAUUGUGGUCCACUGCAGUGCAGGAAUUGGGAGAACAGGCACCAUAAUUGUCAUUGACAUUCUCAUUGACAUCAUCAACAGACAAGGAUUAGACUGUGAUAUCGACAUCCCUAAGACCAUCCAGAGGGUUCGUCAGCAGCGAUCAGGCAUGGUGCAGACGGAGGCCCAGUAUAAGUUCAUCUACAUGGCCGUCCAGCAGUACAUUGACACAGCACAGAAGAGACUGGAGGAGGAACAGAGGAACAAAAUGAAGGAGAGGGAGUACUCCAAUAUCAAAUACCCCCAGAUGACCAACACCCGGUCAAAAUCCAACAUGACCUGUGUGUCACGCUCCUCCUCUGUGGUGACGAAUGACAACCCGUCCAGCGUGUAUGAAAACUUAAACAUCAAGAACCCAAAGACCUCUGGGAGCAGCAGUAACACCAGGAGUUUCAGCAGAGGUGCCUCUUCGCCAGCGCCUGAUCCAUGGGGGGCCUGUGGAGCUCUGGCCCCGGACCCCCUGGCGGUGGACCCUACCUGGGGUGAAGGUGGAGGUCCUGACCCCUCCUAGUCUCUCCCCUUCUGCUGCCCUGCUGGCUGUCUGGAGCAUUCCCCCUCCACGGAGAGAGGGGUGUAGCGCAGGGCUCUUGUCCUUCUAUCUUCAUCCCCCUCCCCUCUCUCUCUCUCUAUGACCUCCACAUGACUUCAUGUCUCUUAUACAGGCUCUACCGUUUACUGACAGUGCCUUGUCUACAGACGUGUCUGUAACACCCCUUCCUCCUCACACAGUUGUUCCAUCUCACCACCCAAACCCCCUAUCCAUCAACCAUCCCACCGGCCCAACAAAUGUCCUUUGCUUAUUUCUGUUGACUCAAACUAAAUCGACAAAUGAAACAAACCAUUGUGUACUCUUGUGCGAUAUCAAUGUUUAAGUGAUGCUUUGCUCUGUCGUGUUCCGUCAUGAGGUGGAGGGGACAAGAAAGGAUGAAGCUAAGCCAUUUCUCUUCUCGCUCUUAGAAUUCGCUCCUCUCUCUCUCUCUCUCUCUCUCUCUCUCUCUCUCUCUCUCUCUCUCUCUCUCUCUCUCUCCUACUUGAAUCAAAGUGUUGAGCGAUUUUACCACAUGAGGCACUGGCGCAGACAAGCUUACUCCUUACUCAACCCUCUCCCAUAUCUUCAUUUUGAAAGUCGAGGAAAGUCAGGGUAUUCGCAAUGGAUAUUUUCUAUUUCUGUACAGGGAAGUAUUUCUUCAAUAUAGUUUGAGAUGUACUUGUUUAUCCCACCUGUCCCACCGAUGGUCUCUUGUGCCAAUAGAAGACGUGCAUGCUCAUCUACUUUAGUGAUUCCACCAUUACAGUUGCUGAGCGCCUAUUCAGUCAAUAAUAACAAGCUCCUCUCCAGACUUACUCAUGAAAUGUUUCUAUUUAUUUAGUUUGAAUCUGUGUCCUUUCAAUUGAUUGUUGUUUAUUUUAUUGUUAUUAUUGGUGUGAUUUUGUAAUGCACAGGAUAUGUUUUUUUAUGUUUUUGUUUAUUGGGGAAAAUGAAAAAGCGGUGCGGUAUUGCCUCCGAAGGAAGAAAGAUCCAAUUCCAUUGUUAUGAAUUGACAAAAAAGCACAAUUUUCUGCCCUGCACUUGCUCUGCAGAUCCUGGUUUAUAUGCAUGAAAUUAACAUAGUUUGAGGUCAACGUUGGCCUCAGAGAAAGUCUGCGAUGGUUUUCCUCCUAAUCGAAUGGCAUAACGAACAGGGUUAAACAUCUGCCAAGCGAGAGAUAUGAGAAGAAGGGAGAGGAUAGGAGAGAAGUCAGGAUGCUAGCCUGGCUGCCAUCGCUGAAGUCUUUAGCCAAACAUUACUGGGCCAGAUGGCCAACAGCCCAAGAUUAAAUAAUAGAAUUAUCUCCAAAAAGCAAACUACAAGAUGGCUAUAAUCCAGGCUUGACGAUGGUGGGAGUAAAAACCGACGUUAGUGAUGAUGUCAUAAGGAGGGAGGCGCCGCACAGCCUUCUGUAAUAUAUUUGUAGAUAUACAUGUACAUAAUGGGCAGUGGCUUCUUUCUGACAGAUGUCAUGCUAACUAUUCUUAGCAUUUUGCAUAAAAAUCUAAUGUUGAAGAUGUUCGCACUGGAUUUAGCCAGCGGCACAAUGAUGUCAUCCUUUUGAACAAGCCAGUUGUUUGGCUACUUAGAGGUUGUGUUACCUGCUGUGUGUCGGGCUGUACUUGUACAUGGUUCAGGCCUUUUUAACUAAGGCUUGGCAGCACAUAUGAGGGCUGCAUUUGCUACAUCGUCCCUUGCUCGUCCUAACACCAAUGCAGUAACUUUCAGUAAUACUGAAAGUAUGAAUUUUCAGUAUUUCCCUUUUAGCCGAAAUGUCUGUAAUUCAGAAAGCACAGCUAAAUCAGUCCUAAUAGGAUACGUCAUUCUCGAUAUUGUAUUCAUGCUACAUUGAACUCCAAAAGUAUUGGGACAGUGACACAUUAUUUGUAGUUUUGGCUCUGUACACCAGCACUUUUUACCAUGAUUACGGAUAGUCCUGAACGAAUCGUUAAUAAUGAUGAAUGAGAAAGUUAGACACACAAAUAUCAUAAUCCCCCCAGAAUGCUAACCUCCCUUGUUAUUGUCAUGGUGAGAGGUUAGCAUGUUUGUGCGUCUGUAACUUACUGACUCAUAAUUAUUCACGAUUCAUUCAGGACUAUCUGUAAUCAUGGUAGCAUCCACAUUAAUGUAGAAGUGUUUAGAAACACAUUCUAUUCAUAUUUACAAUAAAAGUGACUCCAAAAUGAAACAAUACAUUAUUUACCAUUCAUUUCUAUUGUGCACAAAAUAAUCUGAAACAGCCAAAACAAACAACAAAUGCAUCCAACACGUUUGUAGAGUCACAAGCUUGAUGUAAUCAUCGUGUGCUAGGAAUAUGGGACCAAAUAGUAAACUUUUGACAAUUUUAAUACACAUAUAAGUGAAUUUGGCCCAAUACUUUUGGUCCCCUAAAAUGGGGAGGACGAUGUACAAAAAGUGCUGUAAUUUCUAAAUGGUUCACCUGGUAUGGAUGAAGUCUGCACUUUAACCUCAUAUAUCAUUUCAAAUCCGAAGUGCUGGAGUGCAGAGCCAAAACAACAAUAAAUGUGUCACUGUCCCAAUACUUUUGGAGCUCACUGUAUAUUCUGAAAUCACUGGUAGCUGUAGGUAUUUUGAAAUUAAGUGGUAUGCUAUUCUGAAGUGAUCACUGAACAUUUUGUGCAAUUAUCUCUCUCCAUCAUUCGUUCAACUGCCUGCCCAACUCCUAAUCUUGCCCAAUGAAUGAAAAGUGCAUUUUUUGUUUCCUGUUUUCUUAAUUAUGUUGCACUGAUGAUCAUGAUGAUGAUGAUGUUGAUGAUUUUGUAUUGUAUUUCACUUUGCCUCUAUGGGUCAAAACGUUUUGUUAUGUGGUGAAAAAUUGAGGGGCGAAUCCUAACUUCUACUUAUGAGAAAUGUUCACUUAUUGAUGUCAGUGGGACACUGAGUGAAAACUUUACUUUGGUGGAAAUUAGCCCCUAACACAAUACUUGAAAUUCUGUUUGAAGCUUCUGAGUCCUUUAGCUGAGGGCUUGUGAUCUGUGACUGUCAGGAUGGCCAUUGCCUGUUUAAAGAGUACAGUAUGAUGAUAGUCAGCUCGACGUAUACGCCAUCAGUGUUGUAAGUUUUCUUUUCAUUUCCUAUUUUCUUUUGAAGCAUUUUGUUUUCUAUAAGAUGGUUAUUAUUAUGAUGAUUAUUAUUAUUAUCUGUGUGUCUAUUUGGUGUUAUUACACCAUUGAUAAUAACUUCAUGAUUAUGAAUUAUAAGCUAAACAGGUGUUCUUGGAGGUAUACAGUAAUUAUAUCAGUUAUUUUAUAUCUACUCUUUAAAUUUACUUGAAUAUGAUGUCGACGUAGUAAAAAAAGAAAUACUUGUUCCUUUGUUGGUUGCAAUAUGCCUGAUUUGAGUAGUGGUAUACUGACUGUUCCUGUGUUUGGAUGAAGACUGUUUCCCCCCUCUUGCACUGACUCAGCCCAAACGCCUUCUGUCCUGGCGUGUAGCGCUGAUGCAAUGAGAUGGUCAGAAAUAACAAAAUCAUUAAAUAUUUCAUAGUUUAAUAAAAAUCUAUGAAGGAAAUAUGA
Salmo salar (Atlantic salmon) is the source of this 5908-nucleotide messenger RNA. RefSeq names its product tyrosine-protein phosphatase non-receptor type 11. Gene Ontology annotation, cellular component: cytoplasm. Gene Ontology annotation, molecular function: receptor tyrosine kinase binding; non-membrane spanning protein tyrosine phosphatase activity; cell adhesion molecule binding. The record is from RefSeq and is a predicted model, not a curated record. Gene Ontology annotation, biological process: positive regulation of ERK1 and ERK2 cascade; protein dephosphorylation. NCBI's taxonomy places the organism in Eukaryota, Metazoa, Chordata, Actinopteri, Salmoniformes, Salmonidae.